Molecule: messenger RNA, 616 nt
Organism: Wyeomyia smithii (pitcher-plant mosquito)
Lineage: Eukaryota; Metazoa; Arthropoda; Insecta; Diptera; Culicidae
Exons: 2
Coding region: 93-545 (150 amino acids)
Source: RefSeq, a predicted model, not a curated record
CAAAGAUUCGAUUGAUUCACAUAAAUACAGUUCGUUCAGUAGAUCGGGUCACACUUCAGUUUCCGACGACUCAAGUAAUCCAACCUUGCAAAAUGUUCAAGUUCUUCCUGCUAGCUUUGGUGCCAGCCAUGGCCAUGGCUGCCGUUGAAUUCUCCGCUUGCCCCAACGGAGCACCAACCCCCACCACACUGACUGUCAACGAUUGUUCCGGUAGCCCGUGCCAACUGACAGCUGGAGCUCCUGUUGAUGCGCUGGCUACUGGAAUUGUGAGUCCUGCUGACAGUGCAACGGCUACCGCUCACAUCGUUGUCCGUUUGGGAGGAUUGGAUGUUGGAUUUGAAAUUCCAUCAGAGCUAGAAAAUGCAUGCGCCGUUGGAAUUACGGGUGGAUGUCCGCUGACCGCCGGAACCGCUUUCAACUAUGCACUGGUCGAUGAUUCCCUGGAUGUUCCGGCCCGUGGUGUUGAGGUAGAAAUCGAAGUUGGCUUGACUGGUGAUGGUGGUGUCGCCCUCGGCUGCUUGCGAUUCAAUGCUGUGAUCAACUAAAAAUCUUACGGACCUUGAUAAUCUGGAGCAUGAUUCGGAAUAAAGUUGAAUGCGUUGCAUAACAUAAUGCA